GGGCGCCCGGUUUGGUUCAGAGCGGCAUGACCGUACACAACGCCCAGUACGCCCGCACACCCGGCGCUUUUGAUAAUAACGCCUACACCAUCGACGAAGAGGAAACCACCGAAGAAGGCGGCCGGUGGCGGCGCAGCUCGAGUGCCACUAGCGGCCGCGACAGUUCGCACCUCCUGCCGGCCGACGGCGACGCCGACUCCGUGUUCAGCGACUCGUCGGCGGCGCAGGCGACGCUGCCGAGCCGCGCGCGACUCCGGCUGCCGCAGAAGCACAAGUACCUGCAGCUGCGCUACGACAGCGAGUCCGGCUACGAGGUGCCGAUCGGCUGUGACGGCAGGCUCGAGUGCGCCGGGGCAGCGGCCGCCGCGCCGCCGCCGCCGCCCGGCUACCAGAACUGCGCCGCCGAGCGGCUGCCGGCCGGCUCGGUGGACGAUAUCCAGUUCUCGUUCGACAGUGCCGAGCACGACCCGCGCCACAGCGUGGCCAGCUUGCUGUCGCAGAUCAGCGGCGUCGCCAUCGACGUCGACCCAGGCAAGACGUCCUGGUGUUAGUGGCCGUCGCGCGCCGGCUGUGAGCGUUCGCGCGCGAGCGGGACAGGCGGCGCCACGAGCGUGGCCGCGCCCGGACGAGGCCGGCUGGGGGCUCCGGGCCAGUCCGCGGCGCUGGACGUCAGGUGGCUAGUCAGUGACUUUGGCCGGCGGGUCGGCCCGACCGCCGAAGGGACCGCCGAGCGACCCCGGCCGGCCGACGAGGCCGCUCUGAAUCAUCAGCACAGUAAGCCCAUUCCUAACGAGGGGUACGCCAGGCCAGCGGCCGCAGCCUGCCGAGUUGAGUUGCCUCGUCGGAGCCCAGCCCCUGCUUCGCCGGUCGAUGGGGGGGGGGGGAUGGGGUGCUGCUAUUUACGUGUACAAAGCGACGCAGUUGCGGCAGGUCGCCGUGUCAAUAGAGCAGUUUCGGUCCAACAUAAGAUUGCGAUCCAUGCUCCAGGAACACUGUUGCUACAAAUAACAGGAGCGCGAUCCCUGCUAGGGACACUGUUCCGCAAAUACCUUGGCGGGAUUUGGACGUGCUGCAACUGCUCUCAAUCAGCAUGUGGCAUAGUGAGAAAAGUUACGUCAACAGCUGGGCGGCGUUCAGUGAACGUGCCCCAUCUCGCCCCGCGCGCGCCUACGGCUUCAGAUGACGCCUCCCUUCACCUAGCCGCCCCGGAUCGAGACACAUCACCUGCAAAGCUUCCCCAGUUACGCGACAUGAGGUGCCGCAUCCACUGAUAUUACGUGUAUGCAGCAGCAUAAGCCAAAGGUUCUUCCAGCCGACUGUGUCGGCCAGCGCGGCCUGCCGGCAGCCGCCGCAGCUCAGUGUCCUCCGGCCGGCGCUCAGUACAGCCCGGCGGCGGCCGCCCCGUCGGGUCCUGUCGCCGGGAGCGCGGCAGUCGCUCGUUGGUCCGCACCUCCUCGGGUCGGCCCCAGGACAGUGUCGGCUGUUUUGUGUGUAACGUGUAUAGAUUUAUUGCGGAUAAUGCUGUGCCAAUUCUUGCGAUGACAAUACACCAUUCCAUGAUGAUGUACGCCGUCGGGCAAGCUACGAAUCUGUACACCCAUGGUCAGCCGCUCCACAGCACAGCCCAGCCGGAGCGUCCGCGGGCGAGCCUAUUAGCCCGCACCGCGGUGCGCUGAGGGCCGCUGGUCGCCUAGCCGGUUGGCCUCAUUGGACGGCCCUUUAUGUGCCCGCGGCCCCCUAGAAAAUAUGUCAGAAAAUCAGAUCUGUCGCCGUCCUGGCCGUUGGCACUCGAGCACACCCUGAUCGCGGCAUUACGUAUGGUUGUAUUCUUACAAACUUCUGCCGUGCAAAUGUCGCCAAACUCAAGCCGUAGUCUACAGGACACAUAACGGAGAGUGACAAUGCGGCACACAAUAUACCCAAGCAUUCAGGCAAAUCAACCAAAUGACUGCGAUAAAAGCAACUGUCUCAUUUCGUGUGCGACAUGAGAUAUUACAUUCCACCGACCACUCGCCAUCAAAGACAACUGCCACGGCAGCAUGGGCCCUUUGUCCUUGACAUUCCACGACGUUAACAAAACUCCUUCGACAGCUAACACUAGUUCCGAGACAAGCGCUACGUUACCCAGUCAUAUCCGCCAGCAAAUCCCCAUUUAAAAUGACGGACAGCCAGCACAGUGGCGCCACGCAGCGGAGACUAAGCAAUACAUCACUAACGGAACGACGCCUCCGCCUCCGACCCACACCCCCUACCACAACUCGUACGUGGCGAUCACGUGUGUUGUCUGGUGCUGCCAGCCCUCUGUCCCGGCCAGAGCGACGGCGGCUCUUGUGCGCCGGGCUGCAGCGCAGCAGGGUGCAGUGCCAGUCCAUUGUCUCCAGCUCCAAACUCCCUGAGCAGCAUCA
Messenger RNA from Pollicipes pollicipes, 2405 nucleotides. RefSeq lists its product as uncharacterized. Bases 27 to 551 code for a protein of 174 amino acids. The transcript has 3 exons. The record is from RefSeq and is a predicted model, not a curated record. NCBI's taxonomy places the organism in Eukaryota, Metazoa, Arthropoda, Thecostraca, Pollicipedomorpha, Pollicipedidae.